This is a messenger RNA of Bacidia gigantensis, 822 nucleotides long. RefSeq lists its product as uncharacterized. Gene Ontology annotation, cellular component: cytoplasm. The coding region runs from base 1 to 822 and encodes 273 amino acids. The transcript has 2 exons. Gene Ontology annotation, molecular function: 5'-deoxynucleotidase activity. Lineage: Eukaryota; Fungi; Ascomycota; Lecanoromycetes; Lecanorales; Ramalinaceae. The record is from RefSeq and is a predicted model, not a curated record.
AUGCCUCAGCAACAGCCAGACCUACCAAUCUCACAUUCCUCUCAGAAGCUGACAACUUCAAGCGCUCCGUCAAAUCCACAGACCGCAUCACCACCCAUCACAGCGUCCCAAACCUCACAAUGGACAGUCGAAUCAGCUCUCUCUUCCUUUCCCCUCACUCCCUCCUUCAAACCUCAACCCUCCACACCAAUCCCCUUCUUCCACCUCCUCGAACGCCUAAAGACAACCCCCCGAGAAGGCUGGCGCCGCUUCCACAUCAAACGCCCAGAAUCCAUCGCCGACCACAUGUACCGCAUGUCAAUAAUCUGCCUCGUAGCGCCUGACUCCCUCGCCUCCAAAAUCAACAUCGGGCAUUGCGUGCAACUCGCCCUCGUCCACGACAUGGCUGAAUCCAUAGUGGGAGACCUAAUCCCGCGCCAGGUCGAAAAGGAGGAGAAGGCAAGGAGGGAGGGGGAUACUAUGGCGUGGAUUCAGACGCAGGCAUUAGGAGGUGUGGAUGGAGGAGAGCAGGGUGGACGGCUAAAGAAAUUGUGGGAAGAGUAUGAAGAGGGGAAGACUGAGAAUGCGAAGUUUGUGAAGGAUGUUGAUAAAUUGGAAUUAGUGUUGCAGAUGGUGGAGUAUGAGAAGGCCGGGGAAGGGAGUGUGGACUUGGGCGAAUUUCUGGACGCGAAGGAACUCAUUAACGGGGACGUCUGUAAGGGGUGGGCUGAGGAGCUGAUCAGGGAGAGGGAAGACUUUUGGAGGCGGUUGGGGAAGUGUGCGAAGGGCAUGGAGGGCUAUGUCGAAGAGAAGAAGGAGGAGCCAAAGGAAGUGUCAGAGUGA